UUCGCCACUUCUCCCAUACCAUCUCUUCCUGAGCGGAGCCGAUUUGUUCGUCGACUCGCCAGCGCACACCUUUCUUGCUUCUUGACACCCAUCAUGCCCACGAGCUACUACAUCGGCGUCGACGUCGGCACAGGCUCUGUUCGCGCUGGUCUUGUCAAGCAGGAUGGAACUCUCGUCGCGUCCAACACAGUGUCUACAAUCACCUACCGCGAUCAAGAGGAUGCGAACAUCUUUGAGCAAUCGACAAACAAUAUCUGGGAGGGAAUGUGCAAGGCCAUCAGGACGUGCCUUGCAGAAGCCAAGGUCAAGCGAUCGGACGUCAAGGGCGUCGGUUUCGACGCGACAUGUUCGCUCGCAGUGACCGAUAUGAAUGGCGACCCCGUUGUCGUCACCAAGAGCGAUCAGCUUGGAGAUAAUGGCGAUAGAAACAUUAUUCUGUGGGCGGACCAUCGAGCGGAAGAAGAGGCGAAUCUGAUCAAUAGUACCGGGUCGGUCGUACUAGACUACGUUGGCGGUACCAUGAGCCUCGAGAUGGAAAUUCCCAAGACACUCUGGCUCAAGAAGCACAUGUCGCCCGACAAGUUCGCGCGCUGCCAGUUCUUCGACCUCCCCGACUUCCUCACGUACCGCGCAACGGGCGACAACACGCGCUCGUGCUGCUCACUCACGUGCAAGUGCUCAUUCGUGCCGACCAAGAACGGCUGGCAGGCCGAAUUCUUCCAGAAGAUCGGCCUCGGCGAGUUCGUUGAGAACGACUUUGUGCAGAUUGGCAAGAAGGAGCGUGAAGUGCUCACUGCGGGUUUGCCUGUCGGCAAGGGGCUGUCGAAGAAGGCAGCGGCGGAGCUCGGCCUGGUUGAGGGCACUCCAGUCGGUAGCGGUGUGAUUGAUGCCUAUGCAGGGUGGCUGGGCACGGUGGCUGCGCGCUUCAAGGAAGAUGGCAAGCUGUCGGACGUGCCUAAUCUCGACGAGUCUAGACAUCGUCUUGCUGCAUGUGCUGGCACCAGCACAUGUCAUAUCGUACAAAGUCCGGAAGGCAUUUUUGUGAACGGCGUGUGGGGUCCGUACAAGAAUGCUGUCUUCCCUGGAUGGUGGAUGAAUGAAGGCGGGCAGUCCUCGACCGGCCAGCUCAUUGAUUUCAUGAUCACAACGCACCCUGCGUACCCCAGGCUGAAGCAGAUCGCGGAGGAGCAGAAGACGAACAUUCACGAAGUGCUACAGAACGAGCUGAACAAACUCUGCGAAGAGAAUGGUGUGGAAACGUGGACAGAGCUGACGAAGGACAUGCACUUCUACCCUGACCUGCACGGGAACCGUUCGCCGAUUGCAGAUCCACGCAUGCGCGGCAUGCUUAUGGGGCUCGCUCUCGAUGACGGCCUCGGUGAUCUUGCGCGCAAGUUCAACCUCACGCUUGAAGCGAUCGCGCUGCAGACGCGACACAUCGUUGAUGAGAUGAAUGCCAAGGGGCACGCGAUCACCGCGAUCUACAUGUCCGGCGGGCAGGCAAAGAACCUGAUGCUGAUGCGCCUGUUCGCGAACACGUGCAGCAUGCCCGUCGUGCUCCCGCAGAGCAGCGGCGCCGCGGUCGUUCUUGGGGCAGCGAUGCUUGGCCGCUUCGCGGCGGAGGCGGGCAAGCGAGAACGCAUGACGGAGAAGGAGCAGUGCGAGGCGCUGUGGAACAUCAUGAUUGAGAUGACACCGCCUGGGACGAUGAUUGCCCCGUCAGCGAGCGCGAGGGAGAAGAAGCUGCUGCUCGCGAAGUACAAGAUCUUCCGCGAAUCAAUUGAUAUCCAGAAACGGUGGCGGAAGGAGAUGGAGGAUGCCUCCCGAUGAACCCUUCAUGCCCGCAGAGAUGCCGCAGGAACGGCAUGGACUCAAUGAAUGUUGUAAUACCACAGCUGUGUAAAUAGACUCCGCCGAUGAGUAGAAGGGUGUGUUACCUUGGCAUGAGAAGAGGGAGAUGGACCUUGUGAGAUUGGUGGCUCGCGUUCCUCCGUUCAGUAUUGCUUUCUCGUUGUAUAUAAUAGAGCGAGCGGCAGGCUCAUCGAUGAACCUCUGUAAGAGGAACACAGACGUCGUCCUUUCAUAACCCU
Laetiporus sulphureus 93-53 is the source of this 2090-nucleotide messenger RNA. RefSeq names its product Pentulose kinase. Gene Ontology annotation, biological process: carbohydrate metabolic process. NCBI's taxonomy places the organism in Eukaryota, Fungi, Basidiomycota, Agaricomycetes, Polyporales, Laetiporaceae. Gene Ontology annotation, molecular function: kinase activity; phosphotransferase activity, alcohol group as acceptor. Bases 94 to 1830 code for a protein of 578 amino acids. The record is from RefSeq and is a predicted model, not a curated record. The transcript is spliced from 9 exons.